UAAAUCUAAAAGCAAUGUUGUGUAUAAAAUAAAAAAAGUUUUUCAGUCCAAUUCAAAAUCUAAUCCAGAACAAAUUGUAUGCUGUUUACCAAAUUUAUUUGUCCCGUCAAAAUUUUACGUACAAAAUUGAAUGCCGUUGGUCGUUAAUGCUGAAACAUGGACACCAGCAAAAAGUGUUGCAAACGUCGGUGCCAGCAACAAGCAUUAGCGCAACGACAAAUGUGCAAGCAGCAUACAGGACAAUGUCUACCACACUUAAUACCUGUUAGACCAGUACGACAACAAAAUUCCACUCAAGUAUUAUUGGCUGAGCAAAAAUUAACGGAAACUCCUAGUGAGUAUGAAGAAUUCUAUGAUUGCCUUAGUGAAUCUGAUGUCCAAAAAGAGACAAAGUCACGUUGUAAGCACAAAAGCCGUACCCCAAAGUCACCGCAAGGAAACUUUGGAAACGCUAAAGUUUUUGAACAUGCACUUAAAGAAAUUGUGACAAUAUCUGAAAAGCUAUUCGAAAAAUAUGAGGAUGCUAUGCGCCAACAAAUUGGUGACAAUGCCCAGCGUUGUAGUGAUGAUACUACUGCCGUUUCUACAUGCAAUAAAAGCAUGUCUUCAUGGAAUUCAACAAAUGCUGCCUUAAGUGAUAAAUGCACUGAUAGAUCAACUGAUACGGCAUAUACUGAAAAAUGUACCACUGAUACUAGUGCUAAGGAUACAAAUUGCGAGACGAGCAAAAUAUUGCUGAAACCUAUCCCACUUAUGAUACCAGUUACGGUCCAACCGUAUAUUUAUAGAAGUGAUAUUGAAAAUUCAGAGCGACAGUAUUCACGUUCAGCCAAAGGCUGUGAACCAAUACGCACUUCUAUUAUUGCUGGAUCUGGUAAAAUGAAUUUAACAGAUACCUCUUCGGAACAUGACGAACAACUACCAUGCUAUCCAAUGAUAAGGAACGCACCAUCACAGAUAGACACUUGCUGUGGAGUUACUGAUUAUGAACCGAUUUGCCGUCAAGCACAAGAAGAACCGGAGGAUAUAUGCACAGACAUCGAAGAAAAACAGUCCCAAAAUUGUUUUAACGGAAGUGACCCACAUUUAGAUACUAGUUCAUCUCCAGACUGCGCUCCAGCAUGUAAAAUCACAUAUUAUGAGUUACGUAAGCAACAAAAACAACAACAGCAACAACAACAACAACAAAAUUUAUCCUGCAACGCUAAUAUAAAUUAUCCUACUAAAAUGAGAACCUUCAUGCAAAAUAUGCAAGAACAACCACAAAACAUUGAAAUGCCACGUCAAAAAAUUUGCCGCUGUGGGCGAGUUAAAAAACAGCAAAAUGUAACAGUCAAUGCCUACCAGGAAGUAGCACCUAAUAAUGAUGCACUUAAGCGCUCAAAGCCUUGCGGUAAAGGUGCGUCAGCGGCUGAUCUACAUACAAUUAUGAAUGAACUAGCUUCAUUACAGCCGCCAACAGAUAACCCUAUACGAAAAAAGCCUUGUAACUGCAGUCGAAAAAAUGAAAUGUUAAUGUCAAAAAGUGAGAAUGCAUUUCCAAAAGCUGAAACUCAUCAGCAUUGUCAAAAGAAUAACAAUCGGGGGCAACUACCUUGCAACAGCGUACAUAAUAUGCAAACUUGUAAUGCUGGGCAGUCAUUUGUUAAUAAAUGUUCUCACCCACCGGUGCAAUCUUCUCUUCCCACAAGUGGACGAAGUUGUGGUAAUAUGCACACAUCCUGCAAUAAGCAACCUACAAUGUCCUCCAGACCACAGACGUGUAGUUCAAAAGCGGAAUCAAUAUAUGGUACGCCAGAGUCCAUGGGUUCCUAUGACACAUGUCCAAAGACGAGCUGUGGUAAACAAAAGUCAGAAAUACAAAUCAAACCACUGUGCGAGCUUCAAGGGAAUGAUGCCAUUGGUAAAUCAUUUUAUGCAACACCUAGUAAUUCUUCACCGUGCCAGCAAGCAAACUUUAAUCAAAUGUCAACGCCUAAAGUAUGUAAACGUUUUCCAUCUAACACCCCAUCAAAAACAUCGUGUUCGCCUUCAAAACAUUCUUUAUAUAAACCCUGCAAUCAACCAAGACCUGAAUCGUCUAGUACAGCAUUACAUACAACCUGUGGUCAACAAGCAUAUCAGGCACCUUGUGGUCAGCCAAAACCACAAUCAUCGAAUAUAGCGUUGCAAAAAUCUUGUGAUCGGCAAAAAUCGCAUGCAUCUUGUGGUCGUGCAAAACCUCAAGCCUCUAAAACAGAGUUACAAAUGCCUUGUACUCAAACGAAAUCUCAAACCUUCAGUUCACCAUCACAGAAGUCAUGUGGACGUGUGAAAACACAACCUUCUAAUGCAGCAUUGCAAAUGCCUUGUGGACAAGCCUCUAAAGCUACAUUACAAAUGCCAUGUGGUCAAGCAAAAUCUCAAGCGUCCCAUGUAGGAUUACAAAUGCCUUGUGGUGCAAAAUCUCAAUCCCUUAAUAUACCAUCACAAAAGUCAUGUCACAUGAAACCUCAAGCCUCGAAUAUAGGCUUACAAAUGCCUUGUGGUGAAAAAAAAUCUCAAAUGCUCAAUACACCAUCACAAAAGUCAUGUGGCCAAGCAAAAUCUCAAGCGUCCAAUGCAGCCCAACAUAUGCCUUGUGGUUUCACAAAAUCUCAAACCUUGAAUGUACCAUCACAAAAAUCAUGUGGACAUGCCAAAUCACAAGUCUGUAAUGUAGGAGCACCUAUGCCUUGUGGUCACGCACAAUCUCAAAACCUUAAUGUUUCAUCACAGAAGUCAUGUGGACAUAUGAAAUCACAAACCUGUAAUGCACCAAGUCAAAAACCAUGUGGACAAAUGAAGUCGAAAGCAUCUAAUAUGGCAUCACAAAAUCAGUGUGGUAAAUCAAAAUCACAGCAAUCCCAUAUGCCAUGUAAACGUAGCAAAAGUGAAGUAUUUUAUUCUCCAGCUUCAUCCGAUGGCGAAGAUAACGAUAGAACCUGCCCAGAAAAAAAAACUUGCUCAAAAUUAAAUGAAGCAAAAGCCAGGAGUCUUGCUAUUCUAAAGUUAUUGCAUGAAGUUGUGCAUCUCAUUAAUGAGGAUCACCCGGAAGAGAAUCCCUGCUCAUACAGUAUGCUUGAACGAGAACUUUCUCAUGAUAUGCCUAAGUCGAUGCCUUCAUCUCCUUGUAAAAAUGUGCAGGUUGAGCAACAGGAAAUAUCACCAUGUUCUAAAUCGACAAUUUCUCCGUGUUCUGAGCCGAUAGAAGCACCUUGUUCUCAACCGGCAAAAAUGCCCUGUUCUGAACCGGCAAAAAUGCCCUGUUCUGAACCGUCACCAUGCUCAAAACCACCGCCAUUGGCAACUCUACCGUGCAAUCUAAUUAUAUCACCAGAUAUGCAAAUUACAAUUGCUCAAAUUCUAGCUGGUGGAGCACCACCACAAACCGCUCUAUCUGCAGCAAUGAAACCACCGCCCUGUGCAAAAGACCUAGAAUCCACAACUGAUACAUCAAUUGGAACUGAAGAAAAAUGUUGGCAGUCUACAUUAGUAAAAUCAUUCUAUCAUGAUUCAAUAGAUACAUCUCAAAUGGAUCUACCGUGUUCAUGUUCAUAUGAAAUGAAUGAAGCAACAGAAUAUGAGGAACAGCCUCAUCACAUCGAUAAUAACAAUGCCUUAUUUAAAGAACAAGGUGGAUAUGAAGAAAUGUCCUAUAAUAGAGACACUGGUGGAAGUGCGGCUGAAGAAGAAAAUUAUCCGAAUGUGUUGAAUAUCUAUGAACCGCAAGCGGCUGAAGAAGAUAAUUAUCCGAAUAUGUUGAAUAUCUAUGAAGCGCAAUCGGUACGGGACACAACAGAAACAAGUAGUGAUGGCGUUAAGGCUGCUUUCGUUACUAUCAUUGAAGAACUAGUUACUCCUUGUAAUAUGAUUGAUAAUUCGCCUUGUAAUUUGGGUAAUAAUAUGGGUAAUGAUAUGGGUAAUAAUAUGGGUAAUGAUAUGGGUAAUAAUAUGGGUAAUAAUGCUCCUUGUGGACCCAAUCAUUGCUCGCAAGAAGAUUUAAGAGUACGGCGUGAUUUACUGUGCUCACAACCACGGGGUGAAGAGCAAUGUGAUUGUACUGAUAAUGAACCCGAACAAAAUGUGGUUGACAAGGGCUGCAAUAUGCCACCACCGCCACAAGAUAGCUGUUCAGGUAAUAAAGAAAUAAUUAUGCCUCAACAAUGUCCUGAUGAAUGUGACGAACCUGUUUUUAUCGAUGAACCUUGUGAUGAUGGUAGUGAUGACAAAAAUACCGGCACAUGUAGUGAUACUGAUAAUGAAAGAGUGCCAAUAUGUGGUAAGGAAAUGAAGGAAAACCAAGGGGAUGAUUGCAAGUGCUGUCAUUGUCGUGCGAUGCGUGAAUGCCCUAAUGAGCAUAAUAUGCAACUCGUACGUACAGAUUCAUGCACAGAGGAUAAGCCACCUAAAAACGAUGAUGAUAUGAAAUUCUUUAUAAAUUCCAUUAUAAUGGAUUUAGAGGCAAUGGAAUAUGCAAGGCGUACUAAGAAUAAUGACCGGAAACUAUUCGCGAAGAAGAAAAAAACUGGACCAUGUAAUAGUUUCCCAGUUACCAUAACCGAUGUUUCAGAACUUGGUGCUACCUCCUUGUACGUAAAGUGGGAAAUUGAAGACUGCAGUAAUAUAUCUGGUUAUGAGAUUUUCGUUGAUGGCUUCUUGACCAAUCGUUACUUCAAUUGCAGUCAUACUGCUGCUGUUAUUUGUGAUGUUGAUGUCACUGCACCACAUAAAAUUAUACUCGUUGCGCAACCAUAUAUGAAUGAAGAGUGUUUAUGUCCAAAAUCUACCGAAUCAGAAAAAAAUAUGGACUUUAACGCCAACAAAUCGGUUGUUAAAAGAGGAUUAACUAUGCCAACACUGAAUCCUUCGGCAUUAUGGACACCUAGUGUGUAUUUCUAUGAUCCUCCAGAAUACUGUAAAGCUCCUGACAUAAGUCGUGAAUGUGACUUUGAGUAAAAAUUGAUUUUCCUGAAGUGUUGUUCU
This is a messenger RNA of Teleopsis dalmanni, 5004 nucleotides long. RefSeq lists its product as uncharacterized. Bases 157 to 4977 code for a protein of 1606 amino acids. The transcript has 5 exons. NCBI's taxonomy places the organism in Eukaryota, Metazoa, Arthropoda, Insecta, Diptera, Diopsidae. The record is from RefSeq and is a predicted model, not a curated record.